AUAACCACAAAGCCCAGCCUCUCCGCGAGAUCAGACUGCAACAAUGCAUUCCUGGUCACCGGAAACAGUCAUCGCGCUCGUCACACUGAUUGCGACUGCUCCUUCAUCGUUACUUGUGCUCUACGACUUUUACCUUCGUCACUAUGGCCGCCGUCACUCCCCUCCGCAGCUCCACCAUGGUUUGUUGGACCCAUCCAUACUCUGGUUCUACUCCGCAGUAUCCCUCAGAUCUAAGCUAAUUACUUCUUACUAUGUAUGUGUCUUGUAGAUCCAGUUCCUGUCCACCCAAGAUCUGUCGACUCUCAUACACAGCAUGUCGCCCCGUCGGACUUGAUCACGCAUCUACCAACUGACGCACUAUUUUAUUACUUUCGAGACAUUGAUGUACAAUUGGUUCGUUGUGGCUUCCUGUCUCUUAGUGGUUGCAGGA
Aspergillus brunneoviolaceus CBS 621.78 is the source of this 430-nucleotide messenger RNA. RefSeq lists its product as uncharacterized. NCBI's taxonomy places the organism in Eukaryota, Fungi, Ascomycota, Eurotiomycetes, Eurotiales, Aspergillaceae. Bases 44 to 268 code for a protein of 74 amino acids. The record is from RefSeq and is a predicted model, not a curated record. The transcript has a single exon.